CGCCGAGCAUCAGUUUUCUUUUUUUGCUGAAGAUUUUCCUGCAACCGUCCAGGUCACCAUCACCACUAGCUACCACUUUACCACCCCGACAAUGAGCGACGACGAGCAGACCAAGCUGCUGGAGUGUGCUGGUCCCCCGUCCGCGUCUCCCGGGAAGAAACCCCCGCGGAUGCCCAAGUGCUCCCGGUGCAGGAACCACGGCUACGUGUCGCCGCUGAAGGGACACAAGCGCUUCUGCAACUGGAGAGACUGCCAGUGCCAGAAAUGCAAACUGAUCGCGGAGCGGCAGAGAGUUAUGGCGGCCCAGGUGGCUCUGCGAAGGCAGCAGGCUCAAGAGGAGGAGAUGGGGCUCUGUAGCCCAGCCACGCUGUCCAGUCAGGAGGUUGUUGUGAAGAAUGAGCCCACUGGAGACUGUCUGUCCUCGGUGUCUGGAGGACGAUCACCUACCUGUGGAAACACCUCAGCUGGUACCUCACCUUCUAAUGCAGGUAGUCGUUCUGGCCUGGCGUCCAGCCCCACAGCGUUCAGUAGGGGGCAGUCUACUGACGGAACAGCUGACCUCCUGGUGGACACCUCCUACUACAACUUCUACCAGCCGUCACGCUACCCUACAGCCUACUACAGUAACCUGUACAACUACCAACAAUACCAGAUGCCAAACGGCGAGAGUCGUCUAUCCAGCCACAACGUGUCUCCUCAGUACCGGAUGCAUUCCUACUAUUCCUCUGCCUCCUACCUCAGCCAGGGGCUAGGCCAGGGGUUGGGCCAGGGUCUGGGCCAGGGUCUGGGCCAGGUGCUGGGCCAGGGAUUGGCCCAGGGAUUGGGUCAGGGCCUGGGGACCACAGCGGCCUGUGUUCCCCCCAUCUUCUCUCUGGAGGACAACACCUGCCAUGACACCAAGCAGACCUGUGAGUAA
Molecule: messenger RNA, 916 nt
Organism: Oncorhynchus nerka (sockeye salmon)
Lineage: Eukaryota; Metazoa; Chordata; Actinopteri; Salmoniformes; Salmonidae
Product: doublesex- and mab-3-related transcription factor 1-like
Exons: 4
Coding region: 92-916 (274 amino acids)
Biological process (GO): sex differentiation; germ cell development; regulation of transcription by RNA polymerase II
Cellular component (GO): nucleus
Molecular function (GO): DNA-binding transcription factor activity, RNA polymerase II-specific; RNA polymerase II cis-regulatory region sequence-specific DNA binding
Source: RefSeq, a predicted model, not a curated record